CCUGAUCUUUCUCCUCUUUUCUAUCCGUCAGGGGAAAACGCUACGUGAAGCACAAUGGGACCGUUCCAGGAAUAUGAGGAAAAGAAAUCACCGGAGAAAGGAAGCCCCCGCAGCCGCAUCCCACGCUUGGUCCUCCAUCCAUUCCGACCCAAAGACAAAGGAUCGCCACUGUCUGACUCCCCGUUUUCAGAGGAGGAGGGAAAAGAGUGUGACAUGAGCUCAGACCACUCCAAAAGGACCAUCAGCACCAACAGCUUUUGCUCUGGCUCAGAGCAGAGUGCCCACGGCUCGCCAGUACUCCCCGAGCGAAAGACCAAAGUGAAGAGGGUGAGGGUGAUGGCCGAGUGGAGCGGCGAACCGAGGAGCGCGCAGAGGCACAAGAGGGAGCUGAGGUCGGCCAUGAAAGCCAGAGGUAGUGAGGCAGACUUCAGCUCCUCCAGCAGCACAGGCAGCCUAAAGAUCAGGGAGAGCCUCACUUGCAAUGCAGCUGGAAAGAAAGCACCUUCACGCAGUCGCAGCAGUCACAUCAGAUCGCUCCCAGUCUUCAAACCAGCCGGAAGCCCAACAGCAAACCGCGAUGCAGAACUCUACGCUCCCUACAGGACCCCCCCCAGAACUGCAUACUCAACCACCAACAGCAGCAGCUGCAACUCCAGCCCCACCUCCAGAAGAGCGAGCCUAGGCCGCUACCACUCUUGUGGAGACAACCAUGGCAUCAGACCCCCCAACCCAGAGGAGUACCUCACACCUCUACAGCAGAAAGAAGUGGCUAUCAGACACCUGAAGACCAAACUGCUAGAAUCUGACACCAGAGUCCGUGACAGAGAGACUGAGAUUGAGGAGCUUAAGAGCCAGCUGAGCAGGAUGAGGGAGGACUGGAUCGAAGAGGAGUGUCACCGGGUGGAGGCUCAGCUGUCCCUCAAAGAGGCUCGCAAGGAGAUCAAACAGCUGCGCCAGGUGGUGGAAACCAUGAAGAGCAGCCUGAUGGAGAAGGAUAAGGGAAUACAGAAGUACUUCAUUGACAUAAACAUCCAAAACAGGAAGUUGGAGUCCCUGCUGCAAAGCAUGGAGCUCGCCCAGAGUGGUGCCAACCUCCAAGAUGAAAACACCUUGGAUUUCAUCUGUGAUAGCCCCGAUAGUGGCGGGAAAAAGGAGGUUGGGGAAGAAGAGGGUGGGAUUGAGUUAGAAGACCAAGGGGCGGAGGCGAUGGCGGACAGCGGGCUUCUGGUGAACGAUGAGAUGGCUAACAGAGCUGACAUUUUGGAGCAGGUCUUUAUGUCCACAGCAUUGGAUUUCAGUCAGGACUCUAGUGGCAAGCUGAGGGUCGGGGUAGAUCCUGGUCCUGGGGUGUCAGCACUGUCAGAAGAAGAACAGUUACUUGAUAAUUCUAUUGCACCUCCACUAGCCCAACCAGAUAGAGGUUCCACCACCUUCUCCUCAAGCACCCUCUCCCAGCAGAUCACAGAAGAAAAAGGGGUCCAGACCGACCUGACGCCCAUGUCUCCAGAUCUGCAGGCUCUGCUUCUCCAGUUGCUAAAGUUCCACGGUGCAACAACAGGGGAACCAGCUCUAUCAGCCUCUAGCACUCUCCUGGGCCUCCCAAACCUGCCCACCUCCACUUCCACCACUGCUAAUACGCACGAUUCGACACCUACCUUACCACCUAACUUACCAAGCAUGCCCAGCCCCGCUCCCCCUGAGAGCCCAGACACCUCUACCGAUUCUGGCAUGUUCUGCUCGGAGCCCGGAGAGCCACGACGGUUCAUGGAGGAGCUGGACUUCAGCGUCACAGAGGAGGAACCCUCUCUGUCACCGGGGCUGGGCGUGGUCGGCAAGCGUUACUGGAGCAACAGCUUCCUGGUGGAUCUGGUCGCAGUAGCAGCUCCUGUGUUGCCCACGGUGGCCUGGCUGUACUCGCAGCACGGCGUGGAUGGCAGCGCCCCGGUGUACAACAUUGCGGCACUCAUCAGAGGUUGUUGCAUCAUGGGUUUGCACUCUCUUCGUCACGUCGCUCACAGGCCUAAUGCGUAAUGGCUUCCAACCCGCAUGCGCACACCUAACCUUGAA
This is a messenger RNA of Scomber japonicus (chub mackerel), 2067 nucleotides long. RefSeq names its product syntabulin (syntaxin-interacting) (gene sybu). Gene Ontology annotation, cellular component: vesicle; cytoplasmic microtubule. The record is from RefSeq and is a predicted model, not a curated record. NCBI's taxonomy places the organism in Eukaryota, Metazoa, Chordata, Actinopteri, Scombriformes, Scombridae. Gene Ontology annotation, biological process: synapse maturation; axonal transport of mitochondrion. Bases 55 to 2031 code for a protein of 658 amino acids. The transcript is spliced from 7 exons.